Molecule: messenger RNA, 1608 nt
Organism: Exophiala oligosperma
Lineage: Eukaryota; Fungi; Ascomycota; Eurotiomycetes; Chaetothyriales; Herpotrichiellaceae
Exons: 3
Coding region: 1-1608 (535 amino acids)
Biological process (GO): regulation of DNA-templated transcription
Molecular function (GO): DNA-binding transcription factor activity
Source: RefSeq, a predicted model, not a curated record
AUGGACGCGCCUUCGCCCAUCACCGGCUCCCUUAAGCCCCCCCCUCGAUUUGCAUCCUCCUUCACUGGCAGUGUAUGCAAUGGAGGUGGCACGAGUCGCAGCUCGACGAGGCGCACUGGAGCACAGCUCGAGCGCAAGCGGAGGCAAGACCGGGAGUCCCAGCGAAACGCGCGUGAACGCACCAAGAAGUACAUUGCCAGCCUGGAGGAGAGACUCGCCGAGCUGGAAUCGCCAACAUGCAUCUCGGAUCUUUCGAAGAAGAACGAAGAAUUGCGGCAGAAAGUGGAUUCCCUAGAGACCAAGUUACAAGCAGUUGUCCAGAUUGCUACAAGAGUAUCGGACACAAAUUCUGGCGGAGACCAUGCCGCAGAAGCACAUCACUUGUUCUCAGCGACCCUUGCCCAUCCACAUGACGGCGGACGAUCCAGCGCCAGCCCGGCCUCGACCUCACUGAAACCGACAUGUCCACUGACUGGAGCGGUGUUGAGGGAGAAGGCAACCAGUGCAGGUCCUACCGUUCAACGUCAAUCCGCGAUUCUGGGUGUUGUAGAAGUUGGAAAACGUGCUCAGAUUGACAAUGCCUCGACCGCACCUGGCUGCCCCGAUAACGGUGACGCCGAGCCCAUGGUCGACUUCAACCAUAAUUACAUGCAGGUGGGGGACAUCGGACCCUCGUCACACACUUCUACGACACUCCCGCCGGCUACACAUGGUCUAGUACUGGAUUCCCGUACAUCUGUGGGUUCCUUGACGACAGCGAAUAUCUGGGGACCCACCAGCAGCCUUGGGCAGCAUAAUCCAGAUGGAACUCCGUCCUUGGAUGCCUUCUAUGUCCCUCCCGGACCGCUGUGGCCCGAAAAAGGAUUUCCAACCCCUCAAAACUGUGCUGCCACCAAUAUCUGGGACGCGAAAUUGAUCAAGUGUAUCAAUGAGCAUCAAAAUCACCUGAUGGAAUUUUCCAUGUCCAUGCCAGAGGAUCCAGAACUUCGCAGCAUCCUAGAUCCUAGGACGAGCCAAGGCACAGCAGAUUCUCUCACUCACUUUUUAAACGCCCCGAUCACUCAAUGGAAUUUCGAGCUUCCGGAAAAAUUGGCCAUGUUUUGGCUGAAUUUCGUUCAUCUGAAGGUGAGCCAGAAUCGAAUCCCCCUCGAACCCUCCCGGCCCGCCGCGGUUCAAUUGCUUUAUGUGUAUAUGGUAUUGAUGGUUCAACAGUACCGCAUCUAUCCGUCAGAAGAGACGUUCAACGAGAUGCCGCCGUGGUUCCGUCCAUGUCCUUUGCAGUGUCAAGUCAGCCACCCGAUCUACAUCGAUGCUCUUCCCUGGCCCCAUCUACGCGAAAAGCUCACAUUCGAACACCGGUUAUACCCUUUCCACCUGUUGACCCCUGUAUUCUGUAGCAGCCUCAACAUCAACUGGCCACACAACCAAGACAUGACAUAUGUACAUGAAGCAUCAGGCAAUCUCCGCCUGAGCCGCUCUUUCAAGAAACAUAUCAGGAAGCUGGAAAAUUGGACCAUGAAACCGGCCUUUUCGAAACAGUAUCCAGAACUCACAUGGGCGGUACAAGUAGACAACGCUCCGUGGCAUGGAUCCGCGCAUGAAAAUUGA